Molecule: messenger RNA, 889 nt
Organism: Vicugna pacos (alpaca)
Lineage: Eukaryota; Metazoa; Chordata; Mammalia; Artiodactyla; Camelidae
Source: RefSeq, a predicted model, not a curated record
GCAUUUGGUUUAAAGCGUCCAUUUUUUGGUAAGCACUUCUGGUACAAAUUUCCACAUGGACCAGUGUUAUUAUUUACAGACAACAGACUGUACUGUAAGUAGUUUAAGCAUAAAGUGAUUAAUUUUAGAGCAUUAAGUAGCAUAUAGAAUUUCCAAGAGGGUCAGGGAGCUAAGUUUUGAUACUACAUAAUCAGGAACAACAUAGUGUAGAGAAACCUUAAACUACCUUGGAUUGUUUUAAUGCAAACGCUCCUAUUUCUGUUGCAUGCUACUUGACAUGCAUGAUAUUAAUGGCAUGAGAGUAGAACUUCAGCCACAGUUACCCCAGGAGAUCCAAAUCCUCUUCUCCUUGUUGGAAGCUCUGAUCUCUCUAUGUGGCUGCCACCUGCCAUUGUUUGCUUAUGCAUCACAAGUCUUUAAAAGGAAUUUUGCAAGAGAAUCUUAUAGAAUUUUCUUCUACAAGAAGCAGGACAAGGUGUUUUUCAAGAGUUAAUUUGAAUCCUAUGUGUUCAACUGUUAAAGAUGAAAAACUUCAAGGUAAAAUCAACUGUUAAAGAUGAAACUAUUAAAGAUGAAAAACUUAAAGGGAAGAUCAACAGUAAGGACAAACAGAAGAUUCCUGUCAAGUGUAGUGAAAUCAUCAAGUGGCUUGAUAAGAACCAAACUGAAGAGAAGGAAGAAUUUGAACAUCAGCAGAAAGAGCAGGAAAAAGUGUGCAACCGUGUUGUUUCCAAGCUGUACCAGAGUGUAGGAGGCAUGCCAGGAGGAAUGCCUGGGCAUCCCUGUGGUGGAGCUCCUUCAUCUGGUGAUGCCUCCUCUAGGCCCACCACUGAAGAGAUUGUAUAAGCCAACGUGAGCAUAGAGGUAGCAUUGUUCCACACCAAACACU